This is a messenger RNA of Drosophila eugracilis, 6727 nucleotides long. It is a transcript of the gene zip, whose product is annotated as myosin heavy chain, non-muscle. Gene Ontology annotation, molecular function: actin filament binding; ATP binding; cytoskeletal motor activity. Bases 219 to 6164 code for a protein of 1981 amino acids. The transcript is spliced from 14 exons. NCBI's taxonomy places the organism in Eukaryota, Metazoa, Arthropoda, Insecta, Diptera, Drosophilidae. The record is from RefSeq and is a predicted model, not a curated record. Gene Ontology annotation, cellular component: myosin complex.
AAAAAAAUUCGAAGCGAGAAGACGUGCGCUCAUCAAUUGCGGUCAAAAUCUUUGUGAGUGAAGUGUCUGUGUGUAAAAGUGCGUUGCAGUCGAAUAUCCAAUAGCCAAUAGCCUAUAGCCUAUAGUCUAUAGACGCUGAUUACCGAUUAGCAGAAAAGGAAUUAUUCAUUAACGGCCGCAGAAAGCUAAACAGAGGGAAACAUCAAAGUGCCGCCAAGAUGUCGGAAGAAGUAGAUCGCAACGAUCCGGAGCUCAAGUAUCUCUCUGUGGAGCGCAACCAGUUCAACGAUCCGGCCACACAGGCCGAGUGGACACAGAAGCGUCUGGUGUGGGUGCCGCACGAGAACCAGGGCUUUGUGGCCGCCAGUAUUAAGCGAGAGCAUGGCGACGAGGUCGAAGUGGAGUUGGCCGAGACUGGCAAGCGGGUGAUGAUCCUGCGCGAUGAUAUACAGAAGAUGAAUCCGCCAAAGUUCGACAAAGUCGAGGACAUGGCCGAGCUGACGUGCCUAAACGAGGCCUCCGUUUUGCACAACAUCAAGGACAGAUACUACUCUGGCCUGAUCUAUACAUAUUCCGGUCUUUUCUGCGUUGUGGUCAAUCCCUACAAGAAACUACCAAUAUACACCGAAAAAAUAAUGGAACGCUACAAGGGCAUAAAGCGACACGAAGUUCCUCCUCAUGUAUUUGCAAUAACGGAUAGUGCCUAUAGAAACAUGUUAGGUGAUCGCGAAGACCAAUCGAUUUUGUGUACUGGCGAAUCGGGUGCUGGCAAGACGGAGAACACCAAGAAGGUUAUCCAGUUUCUAGCUUAUGUGGCAGCCUCCAAACCCAAGGGCUCGGGUGCGGUGCCUCAUCCUGCCGUUCUCAUUAGUAGUCAUCAAGAGACAUUUGCGGGUGAGUUGGAGCAACAACUGCUGCAGGCGAAUCCCAUACUGGAAGCCUUCGGCAACGCCAAGACCGUCAAAAACGAUAACUCAUCGCGUUUCGGCAAAUUCAUCAGGAUUAAUUUCGAUGCCUCAGGCUUCAUCUCGGGGGCCAAUAUCGAAACCUAUCUUCUGGAGAAGUCUCGUGCCAUUCGUCAAGCGAAGGACGAACGAACAUUCCAUAUUUUUUACCAGUUGCUGGCGGGGGCUACACCGGAGCAGCGCGAGAAGUUUAUACUAGAUGACGUCAAGUCCUAUGCAUUCCUGUCCAAUGGCAGUCUGCCCGUGCCCGGCGUGGACGACUACGCCGAGUUUCAGGCAACGGUCAAAUCGAUGAACAUAAUGGGCAUGACGUCCGAGGACUUUAACUCGAUAUUCCGCAUAGUAAGUGCCGUUCUUCUCUUCGGAAGCAUGAAAUUCCGUCAAGAACGUAACAACGACCAAGCUACGCUGCCGGACAACACGGUGGCCCAGAAGAUCGCGCAUCUACUCGGUCUUAGUGUUACGGACAUGACUCGAGCCUUCCUGACGCCACGCAUCAAAGUGGGUCGCGACUUUGUCACUAAAGCUCAGACAAAGGAGCAGGUUGAGUUCGCUGUAGAGGCCAUUGCUAAAGCGUGCUACGAGCGCAUGUUUAAGUGGCUGGUAAACCGCAUUAACCGUUCCCUAGACCGCACUAAGCGCCAGGGUGCAUCCUUCAUCGGCAUUCUCGACAUGGCAGGCUUUGAAAUAUUUGAGCUAAACUCCUUCGAGCAGCUAUGCAUUAACUAUACCAAUGAAAAACUGCAGCAGCUAUUCAACCAUACCAUGUUCAUUUUGGAGCAAGAGGAGUACCAGCGCGAGGGCAUUGAGUGGAAGUUCAUCGACUUUGGACUGGACCUACAGCCUACCAUAGAUCUGAUCGAUAAACCCGGUGGCAUAAUGGCUCUGCUGGAUGAGGAGUGCUGGUUCCCUAAGGCCACCGACAAGACCUUUGUUGACAAGCUAGUAUCGGCCCACUCCAUGCAUCCAAAGUUUAUGAAAACCGAUUUCCGCGGUGUCGCUGACUUCGCUAUCGUGCAUUACGCUGGACGCGUUGACUACUCUGCAGCCAAGUGGCUCAUGAAGAACAUGGACCCGUUGAACGAGAACAUUGUGUCGCUUCUGCAGGGUUCGCAGGAUCCGUUCGUUGUGAACAUCUGGAAGGAUGCGGAGAUCGUUGGCAUGGCACAGCAGGCUCUCACUGAUACCCAGUUUGGGGCCCGCACCCGCAAGGGCAUGUUCCGUACCGUGUCCCAUCUGUAUAAGGAGCAGCUGGCAAAGUUGAUGGACACGCUGCGUAACACGAACCCGAACUUUGUGCGCUGUAUCAUACCUAACCACGAGAAGCGCGCCGGCAAGAUCGAUGCUCCCUUGGUGCUCGACCAGUUGCGUUGCAAUGGCGUGCUCGAGGGCAUUCGCAUCUGCCGGCAGGGCUUCCCUAAUCGCAUACCCUUCCAGGAGUUCCGCCAACGCUACGAACUGCUCACGCCUAAUGUGAUUCCCAAAGGUUUCAUGGACGGAAAGAAGGCCUGCGAGAAGAUGAUUCAGGCGCUGGAGCUCGAUUCGAACCUGUAUCGAGUGGGUCAGUCGAAGAUCUUUUUCCGCGCUGGUGUCCUCGCUCAUUUAGAGGAGGAGCGUGAUUUCAAGAUUUCCGACCUGAUCGUCAACUUCCAGGCCUUCUGCCGUGGCUUUCUCGCACGUCGCAACUACCAGAAACGCCUGCAGCAGCUUAACGCCAUUCGUAUUAUCCAACGUAAUUGUGCCGCCUACCUAAAGCUUCGCAACUGGCAAUGGUGGCGUCUCUAUACAAAAGUCAAGCCUCUAUUAGAGGUAACUAAACAGGAAGAGAAGCUCGUUCAGAAAGAGGAUGAGCUGAAGCAGGUGCGCGAGAAGCUUGAUACUCUAGCCAAGAACACUCAGGAGUACGAGCGCAAGUACCAGCAAGCUCUGGUGGAGAAGACCACUCUAGCAGAACAGCUACAAGCCGAGAUCGAACUAUGCGCUGAAGCCGAGGAAUCGCGUUCGCGCUUGAUGGCGCGCAAACAGGAAUUGGAGGAUAUGAUGCAGGAGCUGGAGACGCGCAUCGAGGAAGAGGAGGAACGUGUUCUUGCCCUAGGAGGCGAGAAAAAGAAAUUGGAGCUGAAUAUUCAAGACCUUGAAGAACAGCUAGAGGAAGAGGAGGCCGCCCGUCAGAAAUUACAAUUAGAGAAGGUGCAGCUCGACGCCAAGAUUAAAAAGCACGAAGAAGAUCUCGCUCUUACUGACGACCAGAACCAAAAACUUCUAAAGGAGAAGAAACUGUUGGAAGAGCGAGCUAACGAUCUGUCCCAGACCCUUGCUGAGGAGGAGGAGAAGGCAAAACACCUGGCAAAGCUGAAGGCCAAACACGAGGCAACGAUUGCAGAGCUUGAGGAACGCAUGCACAAGGAUCAGCAGCAGCGACAGGAGUCCGAUCGAUCCAAGCGAAAAAUCGAAACCGAAGUUGCAGACCUUAAAGAGCAGCUCAACGAGCGCCGUGUCCAGGUAGAUGAGAUGCAGGCUCAGCUGGCCAAGCGCGAGGAAGAACUUACUCAGACUUUGUUGCGAAUCGACGAGGAAUCUGCCACAAAGGCCGCCGCACAGAAGGCUCAGCGCGAGCUGGAGUCACAACUUGCCGAGAUUCAGGAAGAUCUAGAGGCGGAAAAGGCGGCGCGUGCCAAGGCGGAGAAGGUGAGACGCGACCUAAGUGAGGAACUGGAGGCCCUCAAGAAUGAGUUGCUUGACUCCUUGGACACCACAGCAGCUCAACAGGAACUGCGUUCUAAGCGCGAACAAGAGUUGGCCACGCUAAAAAAGUCGCUGGAAGAGGAGACUGUAAACCACGAAAGUGUAUUGGCCGAUAUGCGCCACAAACAUUCGCAGGAGCUUAACGGCAUUAACGACCAGCUAGAAAACCUUCGCAAAGCCAAGACAGUCCUUGAAAAGGCAAAAGGUACCUUGGAGGCCGAGAACGCUGACCUGGCCACUGAACUGCGUAGCGUCAACAGCUCUCGCCAAGAGAACGAUCGCCGGCGCAAGCAGGCAGAAUCGCAGAUUGCUGAAUUGCAGGUAAAGCUGGCUGAGAUUGAACGUGCUCGUUCGGAACUGCAGGAGAAGUGCACAAAACUGCAACAGGAGGCAGAAAACAUAACAAACCAGCUGGAGGAAGCAGAAUUGAAGGCUUCGGCUGCAGUCAAGUCUGCGAGCAAUAUGGAAUCGCAGCUCACAGAAGCUCAACAGCUGUUGGAGGAAGAAACGCGCCAGAAGUUGGGUCUCAGCUCAAAGCUGCGUCAGAUCGAAUCUGAAAAGGAAGCUCUGCAAGAGCAACUUGAGGAGGAUGAUGAAACGAAGCGCAACUUCGAACGUAAGCUGGCUGAGGUGACCGCCCAAAUGCAGGAGAUUAAGAAGAAGGCCGAAGAGGACGCGGAUCUGGCCAAGGAACUGGAGGAGGGUAAAAAGCGACUUAAUAAGGACAUUGAGGCCUUGGAGCGUCAGGUCAAGGAACUUAUUGCCCAGAAUGACCGUCUCGAUAAAAGCAAAAAGAAGAUUCAAUCAGAGCUUGAAGAUGCCACCAUUGAGUUGGAGGCGCAACGCACGAAGGUGCUGGAAUUGGAGAAGAAACAAAAGAACUUCGACAAGAUCCUUGCUGAGGAGAAAGCCAUAUCAGAACAGAUUGCGCAGGAGCGCGACACUGCAGAACGGGAGGCACGUGAAAAGGAGACAAAGGUGCUGUCGGUUUCUCGCGAGCUAGACGAAGCCUUUGACAAGAUAGAAGACCUCGAGAAUAAGCGCAAGUCCCUCCAAAACGAGCUCGACGACCUGGCCAACACACAAGGCACUGCCGAUAAGAACGUCCACGAACUGGAGAAGGCGAAGAGGGCGCUAGAGUCUCAACUGAUUGAACUAAAAGCACAAAACGAAGAACUCGAAGACGAUCUUCAGCUAACAGAAGACGCAAAACUGCGCCUUGAAGUCAACAUGCAGGCCUUACGGUCCCAGUUCGAACGCGAUUUGUUGGCUAAAGAAGAAGGCGCCGAGGAAAAAAGACGCGGACUUGUUAAGCAACUGAGGGAUCUGGAGACCGAAUUGGACGAGGAACGUAAACAGCGCACGGCCGCUGUGGCUGCGAAAAAGAAGUUGGAGGGUGACCUGAAGGAAAUCGAGACCACAAUGGAAAUGCAUAAUAAGGUGAAGGAGGAUGCAUUGAAGCACGCGAAGAAGCUGCAAGCACAAGUCAAAGACGCAUUGCGCGACGCCGAGGAGGCCAAGGCCGCCAAGGAGGAACUGCAGGCGUUAAGUAAGGAGGCCGAGCGUAAAGUAAAGGCUUUGGAGGCAGAAGUAUUACAACUUACCGAGGAUCUGGCCAGCUCAGAGAGGGCGCGCCGUGCUGCCGAAACGGAACGCGACGAGCUGGCCGAGGAAAUCGCCAAUAAUGCCAAUAAGGGGUCCUUGAUGAUCGAUGAGAAGCGCCGAUUGGAGGCCCGCAUCGCCACACUUGAGGAGGAGCUGGAGGAGGAACAGUCCAACUCUGAGGUUCUGCUUGAUCGUAGCCGCAAAGCGCAGUUGCAGAUUGAGCAGUUGACCACAGAACUUGCCAAUGAGAAAUCCAAUUCUCAGAAGAAUGAAAACGGCCGAGCUCUGCUCGAACGCCAGAACAAGGAACUGAAGGCAAAACUAGCCGAAAUCGAGACAGCGCAGCGCACUAAGGUAAAGGCCACGAUCGCUACGCUCGAGGCCAAAAUUGGAAACCUCGAGGAGCAGCUUGAGAACGAGGGCAAGGAACGGCUAUCGCAGCAGAAGGCCAAUCGCAAGAUGGACAAGAAAAUCAAGGAGCUAACGAUGAACAUCGAAGACGAACGAAGACAUGUUGAUCAGCACAAGGAGCAAAUGGAUAAGCUGAACAGCCGCAUUAAGCUGCUUAAGCGCAACCUGGACGAGACCGAAGAGGAGUUGCAGAAGGAAAAGACGCAGAAGCGCAAGUACCAGCGGGAAUGCGAGGAUAUGAUCGAAUCGCAAGAAGCCAUGAAUCGUGAAAUUAACUCUCUUAAAACGAAGCUACGGCGUACCGGCGGCAUCGGUAUCAGCUCCAGCCGGCUCACGGGCACACCUUCAUCGAAGCGCGCGGGAGGCGGAGGUGGCGGCGGUGGCGACGACUCAUCGGUGCAGGAUGAAUCAUUAGAUGGAGAGGAUUCUGGCAAUUGACGAGUUAAUUAUUAAAUGAACAUAAAGUUGAAGCGGAGGAAGAAGGUGAAGAUGAUAAGCAAAAUAAACGAUUAUAUUUAAUGUUUCUUUUAUAUAAUUUCUCUGUUAUUUUUUAUAUAAACUAUUAUUAAAACGUAAACAAACAAAACCAUAAUUUUUAUAACGAAAAAUAUAAACUAAAAAGAAAAUACAAUGUUGUAAAACACUCCCACUAUUUACAAAUCAUAAACACAAUAAUUUGACCAUCCCUCGAACGGCUGCGGAUUAAAGAAGCCAACGAAGUAAAGUUUAUAUAUUAAACAGAAAAAUUAGCAGUGAGACGCGUUAGCUCUGAACUACACAAACCAUCAAAGAUCAUUUUAAAGAGACUAAAUCAGCAAGACACUCAUUUCCACAUUUUUAGUAACCUAUUAGAAGUAAUCAAUGCAAUAUGUAAUUUAUGCAUUUAACAACUAAAAUGGUUUUCAAAAAGAAACAACAGAAAAUCAAAUGUUGAACACAGAACUAAUAUACGAAUUUUGUUUUUGUUUACAACUAAACAAUAAAAUAUUUGCUACAUGAAA